Molecule: messenger RNA, 1719 nt
Organism: Diachasmimorpha longicaudata
Lineage: Eukaryota; Metazoa; Arthropoda; Insecta; Hymenoptera; Braconidae
Product: methyltransferase-like protein 17, mitochondrial
Exons: 9
Coding region: 210-1610 (466 amino acids)
Biological process (GO): translation
Cellular component (GO): mitochondrial small ribosomal subunit
Molecular function (GO): methyltransferase activity; structural constituent of ribosome
Source: RefSeq, a predicted model, not a curated record
GGGGUCAUAUGAACCCCGCGAGCCCCGAGCUCCCACAAGAACUAGAGAGUGUUGGAGGUUAGAAUCGUCUAUCACACAUGUUCUACGAGCUUCAAAUGUUCCGGUGUAUUAGACCAUAUAAAUCAGUUCACCAGUUCAUUGUUGAGUGAACAAUCAACGUUAUUGAGUAUUUUGCAUACUAUCGAUUCAACACAAAUAUUGGAGUCAUCAUGUUUAAUAAAGUUUGCACUCCAUUACGGAGCCAAACACGAACCUGUUCAUCGAUGCUGCUGAGGAAAGCAAAGCCUGUUGUUGAAUUGGACGCAGUUACGAGGGAUUUGCUGGCCAAGAAUGAAAUUAAACCACGAAAACAUUCUGGGGUUGUGUAUAGACAAGCUGUUGAACUCCCAACGUGGGUUACAAAGGGAAUAAAAUUGAUUAUUGAAGGUUACUCUGCUCGACAACUGAUGGAGGACUCAUCGAAGUUCUACAGGCAUUUGAAGGGUCGUCAUCCUCCACCUGAGAAGGAAGCAUUCGAGGCGCAGUUCGAUAACCUCAAGAACGAAAUUCGACAGCAAAAACGUUAUGAAAAUCUGGCCCCCGAAAUGGAGGAAAAGGUGGACAACGCAGUCGCUUCUAAAGCUUUACAAAUGAUGAGGACAAAUGUGCAGUACAGCUCGUCCGCUGUCAACUAUGACUACUACAAUAGCAUAUUGUACAUGAUGGCGAGGAGUGCACCUGAUUAUGCAAUUUUAUAUAAAAUAUUUCACGAGAUCAAAUCGAGAGAUGGGGAUUUUGAGGCAAAGAAUUUAUUAGACUUUGGUUCAGGAAUUGGAACUGUUUCUUGGGCUGCAGCACAAUUCUGGCCAACAUUGAAGGAACACAUAUGCAUUGAUGCCUCCACGGAAAUAUGUACUCUAGCCGAAGAGUUAGCAAAACAUGCCGAACCAAAAAUCAAAGGAGUCUUCCAUCGACAGUUCCUCCCCGUAACUGCAGUGCCAAAAUUUGACGUUGUGGUGAGCGCUUUCGGCUUAUUCGAUUUGCCAGAUAGAAAAAGUCGUCUAGAAGUUAUUUUAAAUUUGUGGAGGAAAACAGGAAGGUAUUUAGUCCUUGUCGAGCAAGGCACCAAUGCUGGAUUCAAGGUUAUCAACGAGGCUAGAGAUUGCAUCUUACAUAUAUUAAACAAUUCCAAGACGCAAGAGAAUGUUUCCCAAAGCUACAUCUUCUCUCCAUGCCCGCACGAAUCCAAGUGCCCAAAGAUAAUGGUUGACAAUGGUACUCCAUGCAAUUUCCAAGCAUCUUACAUUGCUUUCUCUUUGAAGAAUGCAAAGUUCUCGAGGAAAGAAUGCUACUCCUACAUUGUAUUCAGAAAAGGAGGUAAAUGUGAUGAGAAGGAAAAGAAAUGGCCCAGACUAGUCCAACCCACGUUGGUCCGUUCAAGACAUUCGAUCUGUCAUAUGUGCACACCCAGUGGAAAAUUAAUGGAAGUGUACUUUACAGCAGGAAAACACGAAAGACCUGUAUACUACUGCGCCCGGUCGAGCGAGUGGGGUGAUCGACUGCCCCUUGAAAUAGUGAGUGAAACGCAAAAUGACACAGCGAAUUCCGUAAUUGAGGUAAAACCCAAGUGACUUGCUGAUUUGAUGGAGAAUUUGACCAGUCCAUUGAUUGUAUAAUAUACGCAAUAAAACUCGAUAUCAAUUAUCGUCUGUAAAUAAAUAAGUUUUUAUCACACACAAA